AUGCCUCGAGACUCUCUGCUCGCAUCUAAACAAGGAAGUUCUUUGCCCAGUUUCUCUCAGACCAAAGCCACGAAUUCCACGCAGCCAAAGAAUGUUACUAGAGAGAUCGACGGUCUUGAUUCUCCGAACAACAGCAAGUUUCACCACCUCUACAAAUUCGAACUCGAGCAUGAUGUGAAGCGAUUAAAAGAUCAACUGCAGAAAGAGACUGCACUGCGAGCUCUAUUGCUGAAAGCUUCUGAUCAAAGCCAUAAGAUUGAGCUGUCUCACAUAUCUUCACUUCCACGUAGUGUUCAAGAACUUCUCUCCAAUAUAGUAGCUAUGGAAGCUACGGUCUCUAAGCUUGAAGAAGAGAUCAUGUCUCUGCAUUUCUUGCUGAUUCAAGAACGAAACGAGAGAAAACUCGCCGAGUACAGCCUCACGCAUUCUCUGUCUCCACCUAAUGCUACAGAUUUGGCUAAUUUUUCCGAAGAGAACGAGACUUUAUGCCGCAAAGAUCACAGAGCACAGCCUAAAAGCAAACUGGUAAAGUCUUUGCGAAGUUAUGAUAACGCUAAUGAGCUAUCCAAGGAGAUGAUAAGAUGCAUGAGAAACAUAUUUGUGUCUCUUGGAGAGACAUCUGCUGGAUCUAAAUCCUCACAAGAGAUUACUGGUUUGUCACCUCGCAAGAGUCCAUCGUCAUCAUCAACAUGGUGGUCGCCUUCAGAACACUCGCGGAUCUCCAAGUGGGUACAGAGCCCACGAAUCGAUAUUCAGAAGAAUUCAGAUGUUUUAGCAACAGAGAGCAACGCGUUUGAUCCGUAUAGAGUCCAAGGAAAGCUGGGCUGGGCUGAUAUAGGAAGUUACAGAUCCGCAACUGAAGUGGCUUCCAUGUCUGUUGAGGAGAAACGGCUCGGAUAUGCUUCAGAGGAGUUAUGGAGAUUCAGAAACCUCGUCGAAAGACUUGCCAGAGUAAAUCCAACAGAGCUAAGCCACAACGAGAAGCUCGCCUUCUGGAUCAACAUAUACAAUGCCUUGAUCAUGCAUGCAUACUUGGCAUAUGGCGUACCAAAAACCGACUUAAAGCUCUUUUCCUUGAUGCAAAAGGCUGCUUAUACAGUUGGCGGGCAUUCAUACAACGCAGCAACGAUCGAGUACAUGACUCUAAAGAUGAAACCUCCUCUGCAUCGACCUCAAAUCGCUCUGCUUCUCUCCAUUCUCAAACUGAAAGUAUCAGAAGAACAGAGACAGGCGGGGAUAAGUACGCAUGAACCUCUAGUGUCUUUCGCUCUCAGCUGCGGAAUGCACUCAUCGCCAGCGGUGAGGAUAUACUCAGCCGAGAACGUAGGAGAAGAGCUUGAAGACGCUCAGAAAGAUUAUAUCCAGGCGUCAGUGGGAGUGAGCCCCAGGGGGAAGUUGAUUGUCCCCAAAAUGCUUCACUGUUUCGGUAGGAACUUUGUCGAUGACUGUAAGGUUGCUCUGUGGAUUUCACGACACCUGCCUCCUCGCCAUGCCGCAUUUGUUGAGCAGUGCAUUCACCGGAGACAACGGUGGGGUUUUCUCGAUUCAUCAAGCAGCAAAUGCGAUGUUAUUCCUUUUGAUUCACGGUUCCGGUAUUUGUUUCUCCCGUAA
Molecule: messenger RNA, 1611 nt
Organism: Thlaspi arvense
Lineage: Eukaryota; Viridiplantae; Streptophyta; Magnoliopsida; Brassicales; Brassicaceae
Source: the annotation of a GenBank genome assembly